Molecule: messenger RNA, 987 nt
Organism: Parnassius mnemosyne (clouded apollo)
Lineage: Eukaryota; Metazoa; Arthropoda; Insecta; Lepidoptera; Papilionidae
Source: the annotation of a GenBank genome assembly
AUGAGUAAUAUUACCGAAGCUCAUAACGAGUUUGAUAUACAUGCUUGGGCACAAUUUAUAACUAAAUCUAGGGAAGUGGAGCCUCCGUGGUCAGCUACAGUGUUUAUCAGUUUUGUAUACAUAAUAACAAUAACAGGUAUUCUAGAAAAUGUGCUUACGUGUGCCGUUAUAUAUAAUGAUAAAACGAUGCACACAUCUACAAAUUUUUAUUUAUUUAACCUCGCAGUGUCUGAUCUUAUAGUGACUUUCACUGUAUUGCUGGGAGCACCUGACUAUUUCGAAUAUGGACAAUGGACAUGCAAAGUACACUAUUUCUUUAUAGUCGUUUUAUGGAACAAUAGUGUUUUGACUAUUACAGUCCUAUCAAUCGAACGAUACAUGGCGAUAUGGUAUCCUCUGCAGUUUCAGUUAACGCCCAUGUGGCGAAGAGUUUUAAAAAUUAUCACUGCUAUUUGGAUAAUGGCAAUACUAGAGACGAUUCCUGAAUUGUGGACAGUGGACUUGGUGAAAUUAAAUCGAUCUUCAAUAUGCUCUACGGUUCCGACACCGACGGCACGGGUGAUUCAUGGUUUUUUGGGUUUAAUAACUUUCUUGAUCCCCCUGGCAAUUAUGACAUUUGUGUAUAUUAUGAUAGCAUUAAAAGUGAAUAUCACUCAAAAAUCUAAUACCAGUAAUAAGAUAUUUAAUCAUCAUGACAACAGAAGAAAAUUAAAUAAACUUGUUAUAAUUUUGACGCUGUCGUACCUGUUGUGCUGGAUGCCAUUUUUUAUGAUGCGAGUAUUACUCUUCGCUCUUGAAAAUUAUCAACUGAUGGCAUUAGAAAAGUGGUGGAGUUUAGGACAAAGAGUGAUCUACAUAAAUAGCUACUUCAGUGUUGUAUUGAAUCCAAUAAUUUUCAGUCUUAUUUCUACAAAGUUUAGAGAGUCUCUCAAGAGACUGUGGGUGACUAACAUCAAGAAACGCAAACUGAAUAUUGCCGUGGUCUGA